Molecule: messenger RNA, 977 nt
Organism: Dipodomys spectabilis (banner-tailed kangaroo rat)
Lineage: Eukaryota; Metazoa; Chordata; Mammalia; Rodentia; Heteromyidae
Gene: Sncb
Product: synuclein beta
Exons: 5
Coding region: 61-465 (134 amino acids)
Biological process (GO): chemical synaptic transmission; synaptic vesicle endocytosis; synapse organization
Cellular component (GO): neuronal cell body; axon terminus; cytoplasm
Molecular function (GO): cuprous ion binding
Source: RefSeq, a predicted model, not a curated record
GUGCGGAGCCGGCGCACCCGCGCGUGUGUUCGCCCCCCCUCCCCACUCCAGGCCGCCAGGAUGGACGUGUUCAUGAAGGGCCUGUCCAUGGCCAAGGAGGGCGUCGUGGCUGCGGCCGAGAAAACCAAGCAAGGGGUCACCGAGGCGGCCGAGAAGACCAAGGAGGGCGUCCUCUACGUCGGAAGCAAGACACGGGAGGGCGUGGUACAAGGUGUGGCCUCAGUGGCUGAGAAAACCAAGGAGCAAGCAACGCACCUAGGAGGUGCUGUGUUCUCCGGGGCUGGCAACAUCGCUGCAGCCACUGGGCUGGUCAAGAAAGAGGAGUUCCCCACCGACCUGAAGCCAGAGGAAGUGGGCCAGGAAGCUGCUGAGGAGCCUUUGAUUGAACCCCUGAUGGAACCCGAAGGGGAGAGCUAUGAGGAAUCCCCGCAGGAAGAAUAUCAGGAAUAUGAGCCAGAGGCCUAAGGACCAGGGUCGGUCCUCACCAGCAGCACAAUUUCUUUCCUGUCCCCCAGAUCGGCCCCAUCCUGGCCCCCCCCCACCCAGAACCAGGGCUGUCCUAAUUUACCUCCCCCUCCCCCGCCUCUCCUGAGCCCCCAAACACGAGAUCUUCCUUCUGCUCCGAGGCAACCCCCGACCCCACUUCCUUUCCUCGGAGCCUGUGUUCGUUAUCUGUCCAUCUGUCUGUCCUCCUCCGCCCCGGGCGUCCUACCCUUGGGAGGGGGGGGGGGCCGUGGACUGGAUUGUGGGGGGGUCCGAGACUAUUCCCUGGGAGCCCCUGACCCCACGACGGUCGCCACCCCCCUCCCUCCAGCGCCCCCCCAAUCCCCCCAUCGCGUCUGACGUCUAGCAUGUUCUAUGUAUUUUUCAUCGAAGACCAGAAAUGAUGGCUCCCUCCCCACUCCCCACCCGCACCCCAAAACACACAGCUCUUCAAGGGGUGCCUCCACCUCCCGGGCAGCUCCGCCCUCACAUCC